This is a messenger RNA of Thermothielavioides terrestris NRRL 8126, 1078 nucleotides long. RefSeq lists its product as uncharacterized. Bases 289 to 852 code for a protein of 187 amino acids. The record is from RefSeq and is a predicted model, not a curated record. The transcript has 2 exons. Lineage: Eukaryota; Fungi; Ascomycota; Sordariomycetes; Sordariales; Chaetomiaceae.
CGUCAACACCGUUACCCACAGGAUCCGCCGCCAGCAUUGCUGUUCCUGAACUACCGCCAGGGACACGAACUCCCCAACACCGAGUCCAUCGACGACUUGCCCGAAGCUUUUGCUAUCUAGUCAUCAUCCUCCAACCCUUCGCUCGUGAUUGCCUCGGGACUGACACCGACAACUCGCAACGACUUGCCUCGCUGCGCUCCGCCGCCAGGCGAGCAGUAUCAUUACGACGAUUGGCGACGCCCCAAGGAUCACGCACCCUCGACCUACUCACACGCGAUCGACAUCACAAUGGCCGCGAGCGCGCACGAGACAAAUAUCCGGUGCUCAGCCGAAGCUGCCAAGAACUUCGUCGACUGGUACUACCGCCAGGUGAACGAGGCCAAGCCGAUCGCGCAGGGCUACGUGAACGGCAACGCGACCUACGACAGGGCCGGGCACGCGCCGGCCGACAUCUGCAUCAACGGGCUCGUGGUGGCGACGCCGCAGGAGUGGGAGAAGCUGCUGGAGCAGCAGCGGCAGUGCCCGAAGCAGACGGACCCGAACCAGAAGCUGGUGCGGUACGACGUCGAGGUGUUCAACUGCCACGUCAUCAACCCGGACUACCGCUUCGCCGCGCCGCAGAAGAUGCUCGACCUCCACGCGCCCACCGACGGCGUGCGCAUGAUGAUGAUGCUGACCGUCGGCGGCACCGUCUACUUCGGCACCGGCAGGAACAAGGGCGACGGCUACUUCGCCAAGGAGCGCUUCCAGGACGUCUUCAUCCUCGUCCCGAACUGGGACGUCCUAGGAAAGCCAGGCGCCAAGGUCGGGAGGAAGUAUCUUGUUGCGUCGCAGAUAUACCGGACGUUUUAGGACCGUGAGCCGGGAGAUUUGGCGCGGGAUUGGAGGCCCGAGCUGCGUCCGGCGCCGGCCGAGCUGCGGGAGACGGCGCGCUUCAGAGAGUUGUAUCAACUAGUCAAGCAUAUCUGGGACUUGGUGUGGACCUUUUUUUUUUUGGUGGUAUAGGCGUUCGGGUGCAUGUACAGGAGGUAUACCAAAGGGAGCAUAGAUUGGGAACAAGCGAAUGUGGCGUUGAAUU